This is a messenger RNA of Microthlaspi erraticum, 3429 nucleotides long. The record is from the annotation of a GenBank genome assembly. Lineage: Eukaryota; Viridiplantae; Streptophyta; Magnoliopsida; Brassicales; Brassicaceae.
AUGCCGAGGAGUACGAGGCACAAAUCGAGCAAGCAUAAGGAUGCGAGAGACUACUCCGAUUCGGAGAAAGAGUCGAGUUUGAAGGAGAGGAAGAGCAGCAAAGAUGAGAGUAGUGCUAGGGUUUCCAAGGAUUCUGCUUCCGGUGACAAGCGAAAGCUUGAUUCCAAGGAGUAUUAUGAUUCGACUAAUGGGGAGUACUAUGAGGAGUAUACUUCCUCGAAGCGCCGGAAAGGGAAAUCCGGAGAUAGUGGUAGUGAUAGAUGGAAUGGUAAAGAUGAAGAGAAAGAGAAAGGGGAGUCUUCGAAGAAGACAAAGGCGUCUAGUGAGAAGAGUAAGAGGAGAGAGGAAGUAGAUGGUGAGGAGACGAAGAAGAGUAGUGGUAAAAGCGAUGGGAAGCAUAGAGAGUCUAGUAGAAGGGAAAGCAAAGAGCUUGACAAGGAGAAAGAUCGGGAAAAAGAAAGGAAGCAUAAAGAAGGCAAAAGUGAGAAACUUCAUGAUGGUGAAGAUCACCAUAAGUCCAAAGCUGGUAAAACUGAGUUGAAAGCUCAGGAUCAGCCGGACAAUCAUACUGAGAAGCGUUCAAGGCGGAAGAAGGAUGAUCAUGGUGUCGGAGACAAGCAUCAAGAUAACAGUGAUGAUGUUGGCGAUAGGCUCACUUCCGGAGAUGACUACAUUAAAGAUGGGAAGCAGAAAGGAUCGAAAAGUAGAGAGAAGAGUCGGGAUGACAAGGAAGAAGACGUCAAACAGAAAGGUGACAAGCAGAGAGAUGACCGACCUACUAAAGAGCAAACGAGGUCUGAUGAAAAGCACCUCCGAGAUGAAAGUAAAAAGAAAUCUAAAGUACAGGAUAAUGACCAUGGUCAUGAGCCUGACAGUGAGCAUGAUGGAUAUCAUGACCGUGAACGCAAUCGGGACUAUGAUAGGGAAAGUGACCGAAAUGAGCGGGACCGAGAACGAGCUCGGGAACGUGAUCGUGAUUAUGAGCGAGAUAGGGAGCGUGAUAGGGAUAGGGAACGUGAUCGCGAUCGUCGGGAUUAUGAGCAUGAUCGUUACCAUGAACGGGAUUGGGACCGUGAUAGGAGUAGAGAUCGUGACAGGGAUCAUGAUAGGGACAGGACUCAUGACAGAGAGAAAGACCGUAGUCGUGACUAUUAUCAUGAUGGAAAACGAAGUAAAAGUGACCGUGAGAAGGAUAAUGAUCGUGAUGAGCAAAGUGGUCGGUACAAGGAUAGGAGGGAAGGUAGGAAGUCUCCAGAGUAUCAGGAUUAUCAGGAAGUCAACAUUGGCUCUAGAAGUAGCAGAGCAGAGCCUGAUGGUGAUGUGAUAAGAUCAGAGCGUCAACUUUCCAGUUCAGUGGUUCAAGAAGAGAACGGGAAUGUGUCGGAUCAGAUAACCAAAGGGGUCUCUUCCAGGGAGGCGGCUGAGCUGUCUGGAGGAUCAGAGAGAGGUACAAGGCAUAAAGUUUCUGAGAGAACAGUGAAGUCUGAAGAUGGUGUUUUGGGCGAGUUUCAGGCUGAAAGGUCGUCCGCCCCUAAAGCUUCACCCAGAACUAUGGUUGAAAGAUCUCCCUCUUCGACUAGUCUUGACCGGAGAUACAAUAAUCGGAGUGGUUCAAGACGAAGUCUUGAAGUUGAAGAAACGGGUCAUAGGAGCAAUGCUAGGGAAUUUUCAGCAGCUGAGGAUGAAAGGAAUCUGGCAGAUGGCACAUCCCAGGCAGAAUUAUCCUUUAACAACAAGGUCAAUCAGAACAAUUCUUCUUUCCCUCCACGUCCUGAAUCUAGGGGUGGCAUUAGCAGCCCUAGAGUUGGCCCUCGAGAAGAAGAUAAUAGGGUCAAUACUGGACGUUAUAAGAGAGGCAGCGUUGAUCCGAUGAUGGGAAGAGGGCAAAGUAAUGUGUGGAGAGGUGUCCCAAAUUGGCCAUCUCCCCUUCCAAAUGGAUUUAUUCAAUUCCAACAUGUUCCGCAGCAUGGCGGUUAUCAAGCUAUGAUACCACAGUUCUCAUCUCCAUCUAUCUUUGGGGUGAGGCCUUCCAUGGAAAUGAACCAUCCUGGAAUCCCUUACCAUAUACCUGAUGCUGAGAGGUUCUCUGGUCACAUGCGUCCUAUCGGCUGGCAGAAUAUGAUGGAUGCCUCAGGCGCUUCUCACAUGCAUGGAUUCUUUGGGGAUAUGAGUAAUAGUGUUUUCAGGGAUGAUUCAAGCAUGUAUGGGGGAUCUGAGUGGGACCAUAACAGGCGCAUGCAGGGCAGGGGCUGGGAAUCUGGUGCAGAUGAAUGGAAAACUCGAAAUGGAGAUGCGAGCAUGGAAGUUUCAUCAAUGUCUGUGAAAGAUGAUAACUCUGCGCAGGUUGCUGAUGAUGAGUCUCUUGGCGGCCAAACUAGUCACUCUGAAAAUGGCAGGGCAAAAAGCGUUGAAGCUGGUUCUAAUGUAACAUCUCCAGCAAAAGAAGUGCAUGCGAGUUCUCCUAAUACUAAUGCAGAAGCUGUGGCUGAAGAUCUUGUUACAGAAACAAAUGAUAACUAUGAACGUUAUUGCCGGCAUUAUCUCUCAAAGCUUGAUAUAUCGUUAGAACUUGCUGAUCCCGAGCUGCGUGAAUGCAUUAGCUUGUUGGUGGAUGAAGAACGUCUAACGAUGGAUGAUGGAACUGCUGUGUUUGUAAAUCUCAAGGAAGGUGGGAAACGAGUGACGAAAAGCAACAGUACUUCCUUGAAGACUCUUUCACUGUUUCCUUCUCAGAACAGUUCAGUGUUUCAGAUGGCUUUGAACCUCUACAAGGAGCAAAGAUUUGAAAUAAAGGGUCUCCCAAAUAUCGAAUAUCAUGAGCCUCCUCCUAAAGUCUCUCCUUCCAAUAUGGUCAAAGUUGAUAGCAAUGAUGAUAUGAACGAUGUAAUGAAAGGAAAUAGUUUCGUGGAGACAGCAGAUGUGAAAGCUGCAGAUGUUUCAGAUUCAGACACGUCCCAUAAGGAACAGCCAAAAGUGUCGUCACCUGUUGAUGCCGGAAUGGAGAUAGAAACACAAGACGGAGGAGGUUUAUCGCCCAGUCCAGAUAAGUCACCGGAGGCUCAAGAAGCUGUAGCUGCAGAUCUCAUUGAAGUUCACGAGGAAGAUGCAAAGCCAGAUGAAGGAGCUGAUGUAGACCAAACAAUGGAGACAGCUCCUGAACAUGAUGGUGUUACAGAAGGUGAUGAUCCUGUUACCUUGACAAUAGCUUCACCGGCACCGGUGGCUAUUGAGGUCGAAGAGCAGAUCGAUCUUGUGGCUGAAGACGAGAACAUGGAAGAAGCAGAAGAGAAGAAGGUAGCUGAUGAUGGAGAUGAAGAUGGACUUGUAAUUGUUGGGGAUGUAUCUCCAAAGGUAAUGGAACCAUUAGUUCAUGAGUCUGAUGAGUCAGUAAUAAGUCGGAUACAUCAUUCUCCUCAAAGUACACAUUAA